AUAGAAAAUAAAAUAUCUUUGUAAUGGAGUCAGAUAAACCAUUAGUCCUUGUAACAGGCGCCUCUGGAUAUGUCGCAGGAUGGGCCAUCGUCAAGCUUCUCAACUCAGGCAAAUAUAGAGUGAGAGGAACUGUCAGAGACACUAAGAAUGAAGAUAAAUUAGAGCCUCUGAAGAAUGCUCUCCAAGAAAAAUGAGGGGAUAAUUUUGAGAAUUUUGAAUUCGCUGAGGCUGAGCUUUGUGACUUCACCUCAAUUAAGCUUGCUAUGGAAGAUGUCACUUAUGUCCUCCACCUUGCCUCUCCAAUGGCUAGUUCGACUGGAAAAGAUGAGGAAAAUGAGGUAAUCAAGCCAGCUAUUGAAGGAAAUGUAAAUGUACUCAACGCUUGUAUUGGAUCCACUGUUCAAAGAGUGGUGAUUACAUCUUCUGGCCUGACUAUCUGCGACCACAAGAAAGGAGAAGGAGUCUACUCACACGAUAGUUUCGUCGAAGAAGACAAAUCACUUGAUGCUUACUCUAAAAGUAAGAUCAGGGCUGAGCAAGCUGCUAUUACGUUGGUUGAAGAUCUUGAAGAGAAAGGAAAAAGAACAUUUGACAUAAUGUUCAUACACCCUGGUGGCAUUAGUGGGCGCCCACUUGUACCUCAAUUCAAAGGAGAAAGUAUAAAAAUGUUUGCCCAGAUUCUUGAUGGGCAGUUUUCAAGAGUGCCUAAAGUCUAUUAUCCAAUGGUAGAUGUCCAAGAUACUGCCCAAGCCCAUAUAAAUGCUAUCGAGUAUGGAACUCAUCUUGGAAGAUAUCCAUUAGCCAAUGGUACACAUAAAUUCAAAGAUCUUUGUACUAUCAUGAAGGAUAAAUAUGGCCCAAUGGGAUAUAAAGCUAGUGAUAAGGAGCUCUGCAAAACUGCAGUAUUUGUCGGAAGUCUUUUCAGCAAAGAUGUGAAAAAUAUUUAUUUUCACUGGGAAAUCAAAGCUGAGUUGGAUGGUGAAUAUGCCAAAAAUGAACUACAUCUCGAUGAUUACAUCUCUGCAGAAGAUAGCAUCAUUGAUACAUGCGACUUUUUGAUAGAGAACAGCUUUGUCAAAGAACCUAAAAAGAAGAAAGGAUUCUUCGGUUAGC
Messenger RNA from Moneuplotes crassus, 1113 nucleotides. The record is from the annotation of a GenBank genome assembly. Lineage: Eukaryota; Ciliophora; Spirotrichea; Euplotida; Euplotidae.